Histoplasma capsulatum G186AR is the source of this 5025-nucleotide messenger RNA. RefSeq names its product helicase swr1. NCBI's taxonomy places the organism in Eukaryota, Fungi, Ascomycota, Eurotiomycetes, Onygenales, Ajellomycetaceae. The record is from RefSeq and is a predicted model, not a curated record. Gene Ontology annotation, cellular component: Swr1 complex. The transcript has a single exon. Gene Ontology annotation, molecular function: histone binding; ATP-dependent chromatin remodeler activity; ATP hydrolysis activity. Bases 1 to 5025 code for a protein of 1674 amino acids.
AUGCAAAACGGCAGCCUUCGAGGCACGUCCCAGCACCACCACGACAACGCGACAUCCGAGCCUGAAGCCAAGCUUCACAGUUUUCCUACACCAAAGGCUAAUCCUGAUUCCUCUGUAAACGAUUCAGUUUCUAAUGAGCCUAGACACGAAGAUGAGGACCCCGAUACCCUCUCACGACCACCACCCAAAAAGCGGAAACUUGCAGACUCUUCUGGUCGGAGUACGCCUCGUCCAAUCUCUCCUCCAUGGAAGCGCGUGGCGGUUGAUGGGCCAACCUCCUUCAUCGAAGGUGGUAGGCGGAAGUCGUCUAGGACAAACGUCGUACCGCUCGAUCUGCUGCCUCAGUCGGAUAAGAGACAUACACGUGCCUCUCAUCAGAACUAUGUGAACCCAUCGAAGCCAACUCGUGUUUCACGGCAUGGGAAUUCUUCGUUAGUCCCGAUGGCGUCCCAGCCAGAAACAAAUGGGAGACGUUUGUCAAUGGGAAGUGGCACUACUAAUGGCACUGAUAGUCCCUCACCCAGGAAAGGCUCUCUCCGAAACCCGAGUUCCCGAAGCCCGUUCGGAAAACAGCAAAAUGCACAAAAUUCCAACUCUAGAAGCGGGCCGCCGAGAACUAGAGCUUCUAGCCUUGCUUCUUCUCAUAACCUUAACAAGUCCAUUAUUUCAAUUACGAACGGCAAAAGUGUUUCCAAGUCUCAACGAGGCCACGUUAGCCCUGCGGAAGUGCCACCUGUUGCUGUGAAAAAUUCGAAUAUAAUUGAAAGAAGCCGAGAAACUGAGGGUGCAGAGCGGCAAGAAGCUGGAUGGAAUUCAGGUCAGAAAUUACCAAGGCUACGGUUUAAGGUCAAAAUGCCUUCUUUGGCUUCACAACAUCCAUCCCAUGUUUUGCCGGAAAAAAGAUACCUAUCGUUCCGCGAUUGGGUGGAAAAUGAAGCUGCAACGGACGAUGAGACAGGCUUUUCAACACCCGAGGCCGCCCUUGCCGAGGCCCGCAUGAGAACGAGAGUUUGGGAAGCCGGCCAACCUGGUCAAUUACUAAGUAAAGAACGCUGUUCCCGUUACAUGCCUGAUCCUGCGGAAGAACCCCCUCUUCAGUACUCCCAUCAAGACCACCUUGUCGCUCAUGCCUUGUACUUCAAGAAAUUACUCGAAAAGGAACAUAAGCAGCAUCGACAUCUAGCAAAACUAUUUGCUCAAGGGUGCGCGGAAGUGUGGAGGAAGCGACACAAACAUCCAGAAGAUAUAUUAAGGGAACAGCAGGAAGAAAUCCGCCAGAAACGGAAACAACUUGUUAAGGAUUUGCAGCGUCAGUUUGAUGCGGUUCGCGCGGAAGUAGAGAAAGCCCGCUUGGCCCGAUGGGAGGAGCAAAGAAAGGCAGAGGAUCAACUUGCAUUGAACAAAGCUAUCAAGCAGUCCACGCUCUUGUUUGAAAUGAGGAGACCGGAUAGGCCGGAUGAUUCCCUACAUGAGGAGAGCCAGCCAGAUACUGAAACGGGUUCGGAGACAGAUGAAUCUAGCAAUGAUGGAACAGAAGAUGAAAGUAAUAUGUCGACGACAUCUGAGAGCGAGGGGGAUGAUGAUGAUAUUAACCAUGAUGAAGGCUUGACGGCAGAGGAGCUUCGUAUGAAGUAUGCGCAUAUUACUUCGAGUAACUUUGAAGUGGAUGUCAAAUCGAACCGCUCGUCGCGGGAUUCCUCGAUGUCUAUCGGUGAUGUCUCUCCUGACCUGAAAUCCAAGAUCGAAGUGGACGGCACGUUUUCACUGCCUGCAAGUGAUACAGGUAACCAUGAUGCAGACCUGGAUGAAGUUGAUUCGGUACUGUUGGAUGAUAGCGACGAAGAGUCGACGGAAAUGGAGGAUGACAUGGGUGACAGUGACGAAGAAGAGGCUAGUAGUAGUGACGAAGAAGGUCCUGGUUUAAUGGGAUUUUUUGCCACAAAAAUGGAAAAAGUUGACCAGGGAAAUAAUUCCCACAACCAGGAUCUUGUCGAAACAGGUGGGGAAGACGGAGAUGAUGAAGACGAAGUCCUCCUUGUCCCCAAUGGGACAAACGAGCAGGAUGGUCGAGAAUAUCAACUUUCCCCCGACGAAUCGGCGGAAUACCGCCAACCAAGCCAAAAAUCACUGAUUCACGAACCCACUCGAAAUGAUGACAAUGUUAAUAGCGAGCAAAAAUCUCAAAUUUCUAACAACUUUCGCCCGAGUAGAGAUACCAGCAGCGAGCCUUCGCCAGAAACAGCUACAACAAAGCGUUCAGAGGUUGAAUCGGUUUCUUCAUACGAGCCUUCGUACGAACCAAAGCAGAACAACCUUGACGAGAGUCAGAUUGAUAAUUCAGCUUCUCAACCAUCUCCUCCCAUCAAAACACCUAUCCCACAUCUUUUACGGGGGACGUUACGUGAAUAUCAACAUUUUGGUUUGGAUUGGCUAGCGGGCCUGUAUACCAGCAAUAUCAAUGGCAUUCUUGCGGACGAAAUGGGUCUUGGAAAAACUAUUCAAACCAUAGCGCUCUUGGCGCACUUGGCUGUCGAGCACGAGGUAUGGGGGCCUCAUCUCGUGGUUGUUCCGACUAGCGUAAUGCUCAACUGGGAAAUGGAAUUCAAAAAGUGGUGUCCUGGGUUCAAAAUCCUCACAUAUUAUGGCUCACAAGAAGAGAGAAGGCAAAAGCGCAAGGGUUGGAUGGAUGACGACCGCUGGCAUGUUUGUAUUACAUCAUACCAACUUGUGCUUCAGGAUCAGCAAACGUUCAAGAGACGAAAUUGGCAUUACAUGGUCUUGGACGAAGCCCACAAUAUCAAAAACUUCCGAUCCCAACGAUGGCAAACACUCCUCACGUUUAAAACUAAAGCAAGACUUUUGUUAACUGGCACGCCCCUGCAAAAUAACCUGACCGAACUAUGGUCUCUUCUCUUCUUCCUCAUGCCAUCUGACGGCGGUGACACCGGUGUUGAAGGAUUUGCUGACCUUCGAAACUUCUCCGAAUGGUUUCGGCGACCAGUGGAGCAAAUUCUCGAACACGGGAGGGAAACAAUGGAUGAUGAAGCAAAAAAAGUGGUUACGAAAUUGCACACUGUUCUACGCCCUUACAUUUUACGCCGUCUCAAAGUAGACGUAGAAAAACAAAUGCCCGCGAAGUUCGAACAUGUUGUGCCAUGCAGACUAUCAAAGCGCCAACGAUACUUAUAUGACGGAUUCAUGUCGAGGGCUCAAACGAAAGAAACAUUGGCAUCGGGGAAUUAUCUUUCCAUCAUUAACUGUUUAAUGCAGUUACGAAAAGUCUGUAAUCACCCUGAUCUUUUCGAAACGCGACCGAUAACGACUUCAUUUUCGAUGACGAGGUCUGCGAUAGCGGAUUUUGAAAUCAAAGAGUUAUUUGUCCGACGCCGCCUGUUAAGAGAGGAUCUAUUGAGCAAAUUAGAUUUAGACUUCUUGAACUUAGUUCCCAUAUCAAGAGAAAAUACGUCGAAGAGGCUUGUGGACGAUACCUCACGAAUCAUGGCCUUUGGUCCUCUUAAAGCACUACGUGAGCGCCAAUAUAAUCGCACUAACUGGCGUAUGGAAUUUGAUGGAUCUUCAGUCCGGUCUGUGCUAACGUCAAUGGAGAACUCAUCUCGAAAAAGGAGGAUGCAAGAGCUAGAACGGUGCCUGUACUUUGAGUCGAAGCGACACGGACAACGACCUGUGUAUGGGGAGAGCCUAAUCGACUUCAUUACGUUAAAUAUUGGCAUACAAUCAAAAUCCCAACGUUUACCUCCACGCCGUUCACUUAUUGACUGGUUUUCGCACCAAUCUCCCGCCAUAGCGUCAAUGAUCUUAUCAAUAAAUGAAAGGUCUCUUGCGAUGGAGAACAUUAUACAGAAGUUUGCAUUUGUCACUCCUGCGGUGGUUGCGUCGGAUGUCACUGCCGCGGCCUUAACACCGAUGGAGUCCCGAUAUUUCAAUAAAGCGCUAAGGGUUCCGAAUUAUGACCCGUUUCAUGAGGCACAGAUGCGCCUGUCAAUCGCGUUCCCAGAUAAACGGCUCUUGCAGUAUGAUUGCGGAAAACUUCAGCAGCUUGACAAGCUUCUGAGGAAGCUACAAUCAGGUGGCCAUCGUGCUUUGAUUUUCACGCAAAUGACAAAAAUGCUUGAUAUCCUGGAACAGUUUCUCAAUAUACAUGGCCACCGAUACCUUCGCCUCGAUGGUGCUACCAAAGUGGAGCAGCGACAGAUGUUGACCGAACGUUUCAAUAAUGAUACGCGAAUUCUGGCUUUCAUUCUUUCUAGCAGGUCAGGUGGGUUAGGAAUCAAUUUGACAGGUGCAGAUACAGUCAUAUUCUAUGAUCUGGAUUGGAACCCGGCAAUGGAUAAACAAUGUCAAGAUAGGUGUCAUCGCAUUGGUCAGACUCGUGACGUUCACAUUUAUCGCUUUAUAUCUGAAUACACAAUCGAAUCGAAUAUUCUACGCAAGGCCAAUCAGAAACGGAUGCUCGACGAUGUUAUUAUUCAAGAAGGCGAAUUCACGACUGACUACUUUCAGAAGUUGGAUGUGCGGGGCAUGCUAACUGAUGCUGUUGUGGAUGGGCAUGAUGAAGCGAGUGCUGCUAUGGACCGCGUUCUUGAUACCAAAGUUGUCGGAACACCUCGGGCCUUCGAACAGGCAGAGGAUAAAGAAGAUAUCGAUGCUGCAAAGAACGCGGAGAAGGAGUUGGAGCACGCAGACGAUGGCGACUUCGAGGAGGGUAGCGUACCACACACACCAGGUCAGCCCGGACCCAGCCAAGUUGGAACACCCAUGGCAACAGAAGUUGAAGAGUAUGAACCAUCCGUUACUCAUGCAGGAAAUGCCAAUACUCCCGCACACCUAGGAUCGCCGUCAGCUCAGGUUGCACAAGAUAAAGAACCGGAAUCCGGUCACAUUGAUGAUUACCUUUUACGUUUUAUGGAAUGGAACCUGAAGGACGAACCCUUGGUUCUGCCACCAGACAAGAGGAAGAGGAAGACGAGAAGAGGACAAGAGCAUCGAAUCAAAAGGCAUAGAUGA